Molecule: messenger RNA, 1010 nt
Organism: Sesamum indicum (sesame)
Lineage: Eukaryota; Viridiplantae; Streptophyta; Magnoliopsida; Lamiales; Pedaliaceae
Product: DNA-directed RNA polymerases II and V subunit 8A
Biological process (GO): DNA-templated transcription
Cellular component (GO): RNA polymerase II, core complex; RNA polymerase I complex; RNA polymerase III complex
Source: RefSeq, a predicted model, not a curated record
UUUAAAAGAAAGACCCCUACUCUCCCUUCCCCCUCCUCUCUCUCUCUUCCGCCGCCAACACCGUCUUACUGGUAGCGCCGCUCCCCCCCCACUCGGUCUCCGCUGUAUUGUACGCUGUUUACUUCAGCCACUAGCUUGUUGGCGUAAAUUAUUUGAUUCGGGGCCGGCUAACGAUAUUUUCCUGAUACGUUCCUCUUCUAUUCGUGGGAUCUGAUAGAAGCACUGGCUGAUUUCACCAAGGAUUUCAGUCAUACUUGCGUGCAGAUGAUCGAAACAUACGUCAGUACAGCUGCCCAAGUCUUCGCAGGUUAAUUUUUAUUUUGUUUUCAAGAUAAUGGCGGAUUUUCACUUUGAUGAGAUAAUCAAGGUGCUCAAGAUCGAUAGCCAAGUAGUGUACGACAAAGUUUCACGAAUAAAUGCCGCAAGCGAAGACGGUGAUUCCAUUUUGGAAUUAGAUGUGCACACCGAGCUAUAUCCUAUGCUUCCUGGUGAAAAAUAUAGGAUGUUGAUUUCCACAACUCUGAAUGUGGAUGGUUCAGCUGUAGCUGAGUACUUCCCUGAGGGAAAACAGAAAUCACUUGCAGACAAGUUUGAGUAUAUUAUGCAUGGGCUUCUGUAUAAGAUGUCAGAAGCUAAAGAAAAGAUGGACGGUGGAGAUGAUGUUAAAGUGGAGGCAUACAUUUCAUUUGGAGGCCUUCAGAUGUUGCUAAAAAGUGAUCCUCUAAAGAUGCAUAAGUUUAGGAUUGAUCAAAGGUUGUUUCUUCUCUUAAGGAAGAUUUGACAUUGAACUUAAGAUCUUCGGGUUGCUUCUAUGUUGGAUAAACAAGUUUUUCAAUGGUAGUACCAUACAUGCUAUGAGAAUGUUGGAAUUAACUCACUAUUACAACCUGUUUUGAAGGUUAGGCAACAAUGAGACUGUGGACUGAGCUGGAAACUUGAUUACUUUGAUGAUAUCUUGAUUUUGUUGUGUGAUUGUUUCUGAGAAACUAUUAAGUGCGCUUCUUUUUUAA